GAAGUCCGGCGGGAGCUGGUCGCCUGGCCCGACCUCUUACAAAGUCACUCCGAGAGGCGGCACUUUCUGGAUCGAGAGAGGAAACGUGCAGCAGCUCCUUGGUCGGGGGUCUCCAGAGGCUCCCCAUUCAGACGAUCUCGCCCGUAGGGAUCGCUCCGCGCAGCAGCCGGGGAGGAGGGGGCGGGGGAAAGCUAUGGCUCAUCCGGACGCUCCGGCUCUCUCUGCCCUUCUCCUCGUGGUCAUCGCCGCAGAACUAAACAUCUGCUGUACAUCCUCAGCCAGUCCAACUACUCCACCAAAGGUAACUAUCUCAGGAAGUACAGCAUCUGCUAGCCAACCUGCUACACCCAUAAUCAGCACUCCAGGGAGCACUGUGACAACAGCUGCAACAUCAGCCACUGUUUCCCUUAGAACUGAAUUGGGACUUACACACACAGGCUCUGUAAACACUGCCCCAGAAGUGGGGAGUUUGACUACAACCCCUGUAUCAGGAACAGUGACAACUCAUGUCACAACAUCACCAUGGUCAAGCAGUGGACAGCAAAGCACAGAACACCCAUUGGCCUCUGGAACAUCAGCUGCCAACCCAACAACAGACGUCAUGAUCCCUUCUCAGACCCCAGCAACCACCUCUCAGAUUUUAAGUGAGUCACCGACCAUCAUCACCACUUCCAAUAUGACAAACAAUGGCACAGCUGGUGUAACCCAAUCAUCAGGCUUAGAAACAUCAGCAGUAACUGUGAUCCCAAGUGAAAAACUCCCUACCAAAGAGGCAACAUCUGGGAAGACUCCUACAGCAUUGGUCACUUCCUCAGGGCCAGAGGAAAAGGGCACAUCUUCACAAGGCCCUUUAGCAAAUAAAGCUACUCCAGAGGCCUCCCGUAUUCAUGAUGCCACAUUCUCUGCAGGGGUAACUGUGCAAGAGAUUGAGCAUGCAUUGAGUCCAGGAAGCAUUGCAGCUAUUACUGUAACAGUGAUUGCAGUGGUUCUGUUGGUGUUUGGCUUGGCUGCAUUCCUGAAGAUCAGGCAUUCCUCAUAUGGAAGACUCUUUGAUGAUCAUGACUAUGGAUCCUGGGGAAACUACAACAACCCUCUGUAUGAUGACUCCUAAUCAAAGAACUUUAAGCCAAAAAUUGUGCUUGCUUUUAUGAACCACUUUGUUUCACUAAAAGCGCCAUGGUCUGUUCUCCUUCUUACCUGCAACUCCCAAGUUUUUGCUCCUCCUGCUGUUUCUUCUGAUCAACCAUUUCAGAUUUCAGCAAUGGCCAAAAUCUACAUUAGAAAGGACCAAAGUGAAGCUUUGUAGUAACAAAGCAGCUGGAAUUCGUUGCCCCAGGAAUAUUUGCUCAUAUAGGCAUAUUCACUUGAGAAUGUGUUUUUAAUGCAAAAUUAUUAGGGCUUCUACAAAAGGAGGGGAAAAACAUGGAAGUUUUCAUGGCAGAAGUGCUGUGGCCACUGAUUUCUCAGCAACUUGUGUAUGACAAAUGAAGGCUUAAUGGGCUGAGUUCUCAGCAACUUGUGGAUGACAAAUGAAGGUUUAAUGGGCA
This is a messenger RNA of Pogona vitticeps (central bearded dragon), 1547 nucleotides long. The record is from RefSeq and is a predicted model, not a curated record. NCBI's taxonomy places the organism in Eukaryota, Metazoa, Chordata, Lepidosauria, Squamata, Agamidae.